AUGAAUAUCGACCAAGUGAUGUCGGACCAGAGCUCACCGGUCCGCCCGGCGGCAUCCGCUCCUAGUCUGCCCGCCGGUGACUCCGAGAAAGCUUCCGCAGCCGCUGCUGCUGCUGCUGCCUUCGACCAGAAGCACCAGGAGGAAUACAACGUCGCAAGGGCAAGGUUGACUGAUCAAAAGUUCAACCCGGCCGACUAUGCAGAUCCCCUACUUCCCAGAAAGGGCAAUGGACUGUGGUCGAGAACCUUUCCAUCAGGUGCCGAGGAUCAGCUGAGGGCUAUCAUAGCAAAGGCGGGCGAAGAUGCCAAGUGA
Messenger RNA from Thyridium curvatum, 312 nucleotides. RefSeq lists its product as uncharacterized. The record is from RefSeq and is a predicted model, not a curated record. Bases 1 to 312 code for a protein of 103 amino acids. The transcript is spliced from 2 exons. NCBI's taxonomy places the organism in Eukaryota, Fungi, Ascomycota, Sordariomycetes, Thyridiales, Thyridiaceae.